AUGAAGGCAAUGAACGUUACCGGAGCAAAAAUUUGUGAGGAAUUACCUCAUCCAGAAACUCGAGAUAUUGUAUUACCAAACCAGUCGGACUAUGUUUCUCAUAUUGCGGUUGAUAUCGGCGGUUCCUUGGCAAAAGUAGUCUAUUUUUCAAGAAAACCAACAUCUUCGAUAGGGGGUAGGUUAAAUUUUACUAAAUUUGAAACAGAUAAGAUAGAUGAAUGUAUUGAAUUUAUCAAAAACCUUGUGGCUGCGAGGAGGGACCCGAAUGUACGAGAGUUUCAAGACAAGAUAAUUAUAAAAGCAACCGGUGGCGGAUCAUACAAGUAUUACGACAAGUUUACCAAAAAAAUAAAAGGCGUUAAGAUGGAAAAGGAAGACGAAAUGGAAUGCCUUAUAACAGCCGAGAUUCCAUAUGAAGUAUUUACGUAUAGUGAGCAUAAUACUAUGCACUUUGAGUACACUUCCCCCGCACCAUCCAGCAUGUUUCCUUACAUGUUGGUUAAUAUUGGUUCUGGU
Messenger RNA from Racocetra persica, 516 nucleotides. The record is from the annotation of a GenBank genome assembly. Lineage: Eukaryota; Fungi; Glomeromycota; Glomeromycetes; Diversisporales; Gigasporaceae.